GCAUGCGACUGCGUUGUCUCCUCCAUUGAAACGUUCGGAGAAAUUUGAAAUGUAGUUGAGACUUGAAUAUAUAUGUUUUAUGUGGUUUCAAGAGCAGGUUCAACGCCGACAGGAUGGAUUACGCUCCAGAUAGUGUCCUGAGCACGACACUUAGGUUCAUCACUGAUCAUGUUUCAGUCUUCCCUAAUGAUGCUGCAUUACUCCCAUCCCCAAGUGAAAAUUGCUCCUUAGUAGCAGUUGCCCCAAAAUAUGGACUCCUCUUUGCUGCUCUUGGAACAUCUUUCAAAGUGUACCAAACCCAAGCACUUUUGGCUGAUGGUGAGAAGAAAGAUGCAGCAACAGUGGAUACAGGAGCACCCAUCACACACCUUGUGGCCAGCUGUGAUGGCCUCACCCUCAUGGCUGUUGUCAUCCAUGGCGACGUUCCUCAUGCUCUCUUUUAUGAAUGCCGCAACUUUGUGCAUGAGACUGCAAGCCAAACACCGUUUGCCAGCACAGCCAUUAGCCGAGUAGGUGGAUCUCGUGUGCAGGGCAUUGCGUGGAACCCAAUGAUGCCCAACAAUAUUGCUGUGGCCACCUCACCAGGCUUUCUCUCCAUCAUCUUGCUAAAGGACAAUAGUAUCGAUGUGAAAACAGUGGAAAUAAAGGCAUGUGCUGUGGGAUGGUCCCCAAAAGGCAAGCAGCUGACUGUAGGCUUAACUGAUGGAUCCCUAGCCUUGUUCAAGCCUGACCUAACCCCUGUAAGGAACAUUUCAAGACCCCCAAUGGAAGAACUGGGUGCAGUUCUAAGUAUCACAUGGUUCACAAGCACCGAGUUCUUCAUUGGCUAUAAACAAGAGGCAGAGGAGGGAGGCCAUGUAAUGAUGUUUAUUAGUGCCCCAAAAGGAAAGGAACCAAAAUAUGUCCUUUAUGAAUUCCUUUGCAAUGAUAACCAAGGUUCAAGACCACCAAUGUUCUACCCUAUUUUCAUCAGUGAAUGGAGUGUUAUGUGUGUAUUGUCCUCAAGAGCAGUCCAGCUGGGUGUGUUAGGAAAAGCAGAGAAUGGCGGGGAGGGUUGGUGUGAGUAUGAGAUGGAAGAAGGAGGUGGAGCUGGCCUGCACAACAUCUCUGUAACCAAGGAGACUUAUGCACUAGGGAUGGCUGUAGACUUUACUUCUUUGAAGAGUUUCACAAACAAAGACGGAAGCACAAGUGGGCCCUGUCCAGUUCUUUAUGCACUGUCAACGGGUGGAGAACUCAACAUUUUCCACCUAGUCAAUAAUGCUGCCGGGACAACAGCCUUAACCAAGAUGGCAGAGGCCCUUCCCAGUACUGGUCACAGGACUCCAGAUCAGUUUCCAGGAGUCAGCAGCUAUGCUGUGCCUGCAUCAACAGCUUCAUCUUCAGCUGCUCAACCUGAAGCAGCACCAAAGCCAGGAAGUGUUGGAGAGGCCAGCAGUUCUCCAUCUAUGUUCAAAAGCAUAGCAUCAUCAUCAUCCUUUGGAGCCAGUCCUUUUCAACAGACCGUUGCUGCUGCUGAUAAACCCCAGGCAAUUUUCUCAUUCUCUCAAGGAUCAGGAUCAAACAUCUUUGGAAGUUCUGGGGGGACAAGCUUAUUUGGUAAAGUACAACAGGAAGCACCACAAGCAUUGUCUAAACCAAGUGCAAACCCUCAAACUCCUACAUCCCACAUCCAACAGGCUUCUGCAUCAGCAGCUACAGCUAAUGCUGUUUCCUCAAGUGCACCAAUGCCCUCACUCCAAUUCAAGGCCCCUGUAACCAAGUUGGCCCCUCAGCCUGAAACACCACCGCAGUCAGACUUCAUGCAAUCACAGCCCUCUGACUUAGCAAGGAAUGUUAGCACACAGGGAGUUAACUUACCAAACUUGUUGCCAAAGGCAGACAGUGCUACUGGGAGCAUCAGCCAGGGGAAACCUGCUUUCAGUUCCAUGCCCUUAAAAUCCAAGUCUCCCACCCCAGUGAUGCCAGUGACACCCAAAUCAACAGAGAAUCAAAUUACUAGGAGCUCCCAGAGUCCAGCACCAACCUUACCAACACAAAAAUUGGGGUCUGGGAAAAGCACAGACCCAGAUCUUCUUCCAGCCAUUAUGGCAAUAACUUCAAAUUUUGAAAAGGAAUUUAAUGACCACCUCAUUAACAACCAGUGUCAGAUUGAGAUAGGGAAAAAGGAGGAAAUGGGUAAAAUCCGGAGCUCCCUGGUAGAGCAGAAGACAUGGAUAGAUCAGAUGUCUUCCACCACUGCUGAGCUGAAGACAGAGGUGAUGCAGCUACACUCAAAGGUCCUAGAAGGCUACACUCUGCGAGAGGAAGCAGAAGGACAGCUACAAAAGCGGAAGAAUCCAAGGCACAUGAUGUCCCUACAGUCUCGGCCCUUAGACCCUCAAAGUCGCAGAAGGCUGGAAGAAAUUCGUUCUAGAUACCAGUACUUGCAGAGCCAACUCACUGAAGUCAACACAAGGUUGCAUCUUGACUGGGCUGAAUUCACAAAUGCAGCCAACAAUAAAAAGAAGAAAGAGUUGCCGGCAUCAGAAACAUUGUAUCAUGCCCUCCUGAAGAGCCACAGUUUCCGUGUAGCUCUUGACAAGCAAUUUGAUGUCCUGUGUGAGAAGGUGAAGGCAUUGCAACUUCACUCUCUCUCUGGCAGUCUCCAGGGCACCUAUAAGGAUGAUGAGGAGAUAUUUGCCAGCUUAGAGAAGAGUAUGAGAGAAACUUCCUUGUCAUCGUCAAUGCGUGUUUCUCCUGUCAAAAUGCUGCCCCCUGAGAAGCAGGACAGACUGCAGAAACUCCUGGCACAGAGGACCACUGUCCCAGUCAAAAAAUGUACCAAUGUUCCCCGAAUGAACCUCACAGCUCUCCAGAACAGUACUUUCUUCAACGAUUCUAGUAACUUGCCCAACAACUCUUCACUACUUGUCAACCAUUCUGCAUCAUCACCUGCUUUGGAUUUUACUCUCUCUUCCUUUGGCCCUCAGACCUUCUCAACACCCAACCGUAAGAACACCCCUUCCCCUGUUACCAGUCUUGGUGCCAAAUCAGAAGCCCUUCAAAAGUCUGUUGAUUUUGGAUCACCUUCAGAGUCUAGGACUUCCAGUCCCUUUUCAUCUGUUAAACAGACAGCCAAUAUCCCAAGUGUCCCAACAACAAAGGAUAGUGAAAAUGCAGCAUCUAGAAAUAACAAGACUGGAUUCUCAUUCAGUGGUGUGCCUUCUAUUGCAGCAGCAUCUGUUGGUAGUGUUAGUCUGGGGAAGGUGCAGUAUGAAGACAUAACUCCUCCCCAGACACCCAGUGUCAAGCUAGAAGAUGGAACCAAGAGUGCAAGUCCUUUGCUAGCACUUUCAUCUAUGGUAUCAAAAGUACCCAGCACCACUCCCAAUGGGACAAACCUUUCCACCACUGUAUCCCUUAGUUUUGAUACUGCUUCAUCUAUCUUGGGGACAGCCUCAGUAUCUGACACCACUAAAACUGCUGUAUCCUCUGCACAGUCUUCACUUCCUUCUGUUUCUUCUGCUUUUUCGUUCAAGGGUGCAUCCUCAUCAUCCUCUACAGUAGGAUUUUCAGCUACGACACCUGGUUCAUCAUUAUCUUUACCCUCUACUUUUGCUGUGGUUUCAACAGUGGGUAGCACUGCAACUGCAAGCUCACCUCCCUCGUUUGGGGCCACCUUUUCCUUCAAAUCACCAACUGCAUCUACCAAUCUCUUUAGUAAUGUGAUUCCAUCUAGUGCAACCUCCUGUUUGCCUUCCAUAUCAAGCAGUACAAAUACUUUGUCCUUCAGUGCUCCAAGCUCAACACUAACUACUACAUCUGCAAGUUUGUUCUCAAAGACAUCUCUGGUAACUGAUACAGGCACUCCAUCAUUAACACCUCUAACCACUUCUUCAGCUUCAGUUACUACUUCAGGGACAGGAGAACCAAUUACCACUUCUGCUGCAACUUCAACAGUAACAUCAGUUGCUGCUGGUAAUACUUCAGGUAAGUCAAAUGAAACAAGGAAUUUGUUUGAAAAAAUUAGUGAGGUUGAACCACCAACUUUAUAUAUCAUUGAUGACAAAGUACCUGAAAAGCUUAUUUCACCACCAACAGCUUCAUUUGGGACUAAGGCUUUAGGAGGAUCAGGGCCAUCCAGCAGUGGAAGCUUGUUUGAAAAUUCUGGUGCACCUGCAACAGGAAGCAUUUUCAGUGGAGGAACAGCCAGCACUAGUGCAAGCAUAUUUGGAGGACCAUCAUCAUCACCAGGAAAGUUGUUUGGAGGAAUAACAGCAACUUCAUCAAGUUUGUUUGGGGGUACCACUGCAGCCACAUCAGGAAGCACAAAUGGAGGAACCUCAACCACCACAGCUUCAGCAACAACAAGUGUGGAUACUACAUCACCCACCGCAGCACCAAGCUUAUUCAGUAACAAAACAACUACUACAAAGAGCAGUAUCUUUCCAGGAGGAGAAUCAACUAACACAGGAAGUUUGUUUUCAAAUACAUCCUCCAUAACAACCCAGUCUGGUAGUUUAUUUGGAGGUACAGCAACUGCAUCUUCAGGUAGCCUGUUCUCUUCAUCUGGCAGUCUCUUUAGUGGAACUUCUGCAGUCACUAUAAAGAGUAUACCAUCACCUGUUAGCACUGUAACAUCAACAAAUGCAACUUCUACUGCUAGUAUUUUCUCAAACUCGAACACUUUAUCAGGUUCUUCACUGUUUAUGCCACCAUCUACUGUUUCUGGAGGUAGCUCAGCCACAACUUCUAGUGGAAGCAUAUUUGCUGCCUCUGCAUCCCCCACUCCAACAGGAUCUCUCUUUGGUUCUCCAGCCACCACAUCAUCAGCUUCUGGAGUCUCAUCAACCACCACAACUAGUGGAAGCUUAUUCAGUGCUACAGUUUCUUCUGGAUCACUCUUCAGUGCCACUGCUCCUUCCUCAUCUGCUUCUGGAAGUAUAUUUGGCACUGCAGCAUCAGAUUCUUCAUCAUCAGGGGCACUCUUUAGCUCUCCAACAACAACCUCAACUGCUAAAACCACUUCAGUUUCAAGUGUCACUGGAAGUGUGUUUGGUGGUGGGACAUCUGCUUCAGCAUCCUCUGGGUCUCUGUUUGGCUCUCCAACAACAACAUUAGCAACUUCAGGGAGCACUCUGGGUACCUCCACUAGUGGGAGUGUGUUUGGCACAGCUGUCAUAUCACCUUCAUCCUCAGGAUCUCUUUUUGGCUCUCCUGCUCCUGCUGCAACAUCAGCUUCAGAAAGUAGUCUGGCCACAACUACUAGUGGAAGUAUAUUUGGCACAGCUGCAUCAGCCACUUCAACUUCUGGAUCCCUCUUUGGUGCAGCUUCUCCUUCAUCUUCAACAUCCACUUUUGGAACAUCAGCCUUUGGGGCUCUAACAACCUCCAGUUCUGGCUCAGCUUUUAGUACUCUGAAUUCUGCAGGUGGCUUCAGCUUGACAUCUGCCACAACUACAACUGCAAGUGGCUCUGUAUUUGGCCAAACAUCUUCACAGGGAACAAACUCUGUCUUUGGUCAAAGCCCACAAAGUCCAUCAUCAGGUUCAGUAUUUGGAUCCCAACCCACCAGUGCAGCUGGAUCAGUAUUUGGAUCCCAGCCAACCACUACUACCAGUUCAGUAUUUGGGUCCCAACCCACCACUGCUACUGGAUCAGUAUUUGGCAGUAGUGGGCAGGGAGGCUCUGUAUUUGGUAGCUCAGGAACACAGUCAUCCUCCCUUUUUGGAGCAUUAUCACAGACCACAGGUGGCUCUGUAUUCGGCCAGCCAAUUACCAGCUCUGGAUUUAGAAGUGGAACUUCCGGAUCAGUUUUUGGACAGAGUCCAUCGCAGGGAUCCUCACCCUUUAAUGCAAAAAGCAAUGAUAAUUCCAGUUCAUCCAUGUUUGGAUCUUCUGGAUUUGGAUCUGGGUCUGGUGGGCUCUUCAGUGGUCUUGGUGGCAAACCAAGUCAAGAAAAUGCCAAUAAGAAUGUAUUUGGUUCGCUCAACUUCGGUGAAGCUAAACCUCAGUCCAGUCUUUUUGGUGGGGGCACAAACCAGCCAAGCAGUACAUUUGGAGGAAUGGCAUUUGGAGGCUCUGCAAGCAGUGGAGCAAAUGCUGCAUUCUCCAGCUCUGUGGGUCAGACAGCACAGGGUGGUUUUGGGGUAACAACACCCCAAAAGUCCACUUUUGGUGGUUCUGGAACAAGCUUUGGAAGUUCCCCAGGCUUUGGUGCAGCACCAGUGUUUGGUUCACCUCCUAAAUUUGGAAGUUCCCCAACCUUUGGUGGAUCAGCUGCAUUUGGGUCCUCAGUGUCCAGCCCAACAGCAAACACAUCCUCAGGUGGUGCUGGGUUUGGCACUUUUGCCUCUUCAGGUGGAACAACAUUUGGUUCAGUAGGUGGCUCGACACCCUCCUCUUCAUCUGGCUUUGGAAGUUUUGCGGCUCAGAAUAACACGGCAACCUUUGGCAGUGUAGCCCAACAGCAGUCCUCAGGGGCCACUUUUGGAGGUGGAAGCACUUUCGGCAGUGGAAGCAGCUUUUCAUCAUGGCGAUGAGUUAAUCCAGAUUCAUGGUGAAUGAUUGUAACUUCUGUGCUACUCUCAACUGAUUUCUGUUGAUAUCGGACCUCUACCAUCACUUGUUGAAAUUUGAUCCAUGUGACAUCAAGGGGACCACUUGGCUGGAGAGCCAUAUUUUCUUUCCCACCUUAUUAUUAGUAUUAUUUUAUACAGUGAAGGGUUUUACAAGACCAGUGCAGUGAAAGAGCUACAAGAAUUUCAAAAACAUUUUGUUUUAUAUACAGACACACAAAAUAGUAUUAAGUUUGGUUUCAACUCUAUUUCAAAUUUAUGAAAAAUACAUUGGCUAAUUAUAUGUAAUUACUCUUAUGCAUUAUAUAAUUUUGGGGGAAUAAAUUUUAAAAUUAUAGGAAGUUAUGCCAAAACGGAUUAUAGCCACCUUUGGAUGAAGAUAUGUUGAAGACAGAAUGUCAGAUCUCAACUAACUAUAAACCAUACACAGAGACCAUUAAUCAGUUAUUUUACUCUGAUAUAUUGUGAUUGUAACAGAAUUCAGUAUGUUCUAAGAUAUAAAAUUUUACCAGAUCACUUUGUAAUUCUGCCCUUUUAUGUAAAAUGGUUCUCCUUAUUGUACAGUGGAUUAAAUCACUUUGUAAAAAAACAUGUAUUUCAGUAACAUCAAUUUGAUCAUAUAUUUUGUUGAAACUAUGGGAACGUUGUUUGUGGAAUUGACCCUAUAGCUAUUAGGCAAUAGGCGGGAAAACAUCAUUAUGAUGAUACUUUGUUGCAGAUGAUAUAAUAAAAGUAUAAUCUAAUUUGGUUAAAGAAUUUGUUUGUUAAAAUGGAUUUCAGCUGUUCAAUUUAUUUGUGAUAUGGAGUUCAGCUGUCAUCCAUAGCCCCACUUUAACUUGUUUUGAACUCCCAUUGUACAUUUUAAUUAUACCAGCCAUUGUAUACAGUGCUUCCUUUUCAAAUGUACAGUUUUAAGAUUGAUGAAGGUGGUUUACUGCGGUUUAAGUGUAGUUUCUCUAUCAAUUAUAAUGAAGAGUCAUA
Penaeus monodon (black tiger shrimp) is the source of this 7541-nucleotide messenger RNA. RefSeq names its product nuclear pore complex protein Nup214-like. Gene Ontology annotation, biological process: protein import into nucleus; RNA export from nucleus. Gene Ontology annotation, cellular component: nuclear pore. NCBI's taxonomy places the organism in Eukaryota, Metazoa, Arthropoda, Malacostraca, Decapoda, Penaeidae. Bases 114 to 6524 code for a protein of 2136 amino acids. The transcript has 21 exons. The record is from RefSeq and is a predicted model, not a curated record. Gene Ontology annotation, molecular function: protein binding; structural constituent of nuclear pore.